CUUCGAAUGUUGGUUUCUUAGUAGCACCCAUGAUAAGUUUGCUAUCAAAGCUGAUUUGGUAUGAGAAUUGAGCCGUAUCACAACAGCGGAAGUUAGCAGUGAGAAAGAUGCUUACAUGCUAUCUACGUCUUCGUGUAGUGCUGAUAUUCAGCGCGGUACUCUGUUGUUGGCUCGGUCUUUGAGUCUUCCAAAGGGAUUAGUGCCGGCAUCCAUGCCGGCAAGUCCAUCCAUGAUUCCCGGCCGUCGAGGUUUCAACAGUCCCGAAUGCCAUGAUGGAAGCUCCUGACACGUACAUAAGGUCCACGACAAUGUCCAGAUCAUCUUCGCAUCCAAAUCAUCCAUCCAAAUCAUUCAUCCAAACCAUGUCAUCAUCAACGACCAAUGCAACACUUAGUGGCAAGGUGGCGCUCGUGACAGGAUCCGGUCGGGGCAUCGGUGCUGGCAUUGCUCGCGAGCUAGGAGCCAGAGGGGCUUCGGUUGUGGUGAACUAUCGAGGCAGCGCAGCCGCAGCUAAUGCUUUGGCCGAGGAAAUCACCGCCGCCGGCAGCAGCGCCGUCGCUAUUCAAGCUGACAUUUCGAACAUCGACGAGAUCAAAACCCUGUUCGAGAAGGCCAAGGAACACUACCAUAAGAUCGACAUUGUUGUUUCGAAUUCCGGCGUUGAGCAUUUCGGUGCCCUCGCCGAUGUCAAACCCGAGGAUUUCGACAAAGUCUUCAACAUCAACACCCGUGGCCAGUUUUUCGUCGCUCAGCAGGCGUACCAGCAUCUAUCCAAUGGCGGUCGCUUGAUUCUCAUGUCGUCCAUCUCGGCCCACAAUGCCAUUCGCGAACACGCCGUCUAUGCCGGCAGCAAGUGUGCAGUGGAGGCCUUUGCUCGGUGCUUCUCCCAAGAAUUUGGGGCGCGACGUAUCACGGUGAACUCGAUCGCUCCUGGUGGAGUCAAGACGGACAUGGCGGCCGACGUUGGUUACAAGUACUUGCCGAUGGCUGAUGCAUCGUGGACUUGGGAGCAGAUUGAGGGGAUUGUGGCAAAGAGGACCCCUAUGGGGCGUAUAGCCGACCCCAUCGACAUCGCGCGCGUCGUGUCGUUCCUCGCCAGCGAAGAUGCUGGUUGGGUGAACGGCCAAAACAUUACGAUUUCUGGAGGAGCAUCAGGUUGAACAUCAACGUUGUCAAUCUCGGCCUCAUUGAGCGGGUG
This is a messenger RNA of Dothidotthia symphoricarpi CBS 119687, 1198 nucleotides long. RefSeq names its product 3-oxoacyl-reductase. The transcript has a single exon. NCBI's taxonomy places the organism in Eukaryota, Fungi, Ascomycota, Dothideomycetes, Pleosporales, Dothidotthiaceae. The coding region runs from base 363 to 1160 and encodes 265 amino acids. The record is from RefSeq and is a predicted model, not a curated record.